GGUCGUGCAGUGGCAUUGCUGCUUGACAUUUUGGAAAAAGGUUACUUCAGCCAUGGACCGCUACCACAUGUUGAAAACGUGUUCCAGCUGCUAAUGUCCAGUGAAGAUGCGGAAGGUUGAGGCAGGUAGCUCCGUCAGUCUAGCAGUGUCAGCAGGGCCCAUGAGCUGUCGUCACAGUGCUAACUGUUACAGAGUGAGAUUUUAACGUUACCUUACAGAGUGCUAUGUUAGCCGUCAGGAGCUAACCAGGGUAAUUACCGUUAAACAUGAGUUCAGCUCCAAACCACCGUACCGUCAACAUGACAGACAGCAAAGCAGUUUCUGCUGUCUCAUUAGCUGGACGUGUCCAGCAGAUGUUCACCCAUGUGAAGAUAGAAAACCUUAUAGCAGGACUCAGUGGAGGAGUGGUGUCAACUCUGGUGCUGCACCCACUGGACCUGGUCAAAAUCAGGUUUGCAGUGAGUGAUGGGUUGGAGUUAAGACCUAAGUACAGUGGCAUAUUGCACUGUAUGAAGAGUGUGUGGCAGCAGGAGGGACUCAGAGGACUCUACCAAGGAGUGACACCCAAUAUCUGGGGUGCUGGAGCAUCUUGGGGCCUCUACUUCUUUUUCUACAAUGCAAUCAAAGGGUACACAAAGGAUGGCCGUGAAACUGAACUGAGUGCCACAGAGCAUCUGGUAUCUGCAGCCGAAGCAGGCAUCCUGACACUCACACUUACCAACCCAAUCUGGGUGACCAAGACCCGGCUGGUGCUUCAGUACAAUGCUGACCGAACCAGUAAACAGUACAAGGGGAUGGUGGAUGCUCUGGUCAAGAUCUACCGCCACGAGGGAAUGGCAGGACUAUACAAGGGUUAUGUUCCUGGUCUGUUUGGCACAUCUCACGGGGCGCUGCAGUUCAUGGCCUAUGAAGAGCUCAAGAGAGACUACAACAAAUACAAGAAAGUGCCUUCAGAUGCCAAGCUGAGUGCAUUGGAAUAUAUCACAAUGGCCGCAUUAUCCAAAAUAUUUGCUGUGGCCACGACAUACCCAUAUCAGGUGGUGCGAGCUCGCCUGCAAGACCAGCACAAUAGAUACAAUGGAGUUAUUGAUGUCAUCAGACGGACAUGGAGGAACGAAGGCGCCAAGGGUUUCUACAAAGGCAUCAUCCCCAACGUAAUUCGUGUCACUCCUGCCUGUUGCAUCACCUUUGUAGUUUAUGAGAAUGUGUCUCGCUACCUUAUGGGACAAAAUAAAUGAGGCUUGGACAGCUGCAAAGACUCUGAGCUCACACUGACACUUGGGUGCCAUUCAGAGAUACAGAGAGAAACACGUCAGACUGGAGCCGAACUCUGUGCGCAGUGUACAUGUGAAUGUGGCGAUGUGAGAAGCAUUCAUCUGCACUGACAAUGACUGAAAAUGUUGCCAAAUGGAGCAGUGAAACCAACGGUGGAUUUCCAGACACAUGACAAACACUUUGACUUCUAGAGAACAGCAUGUUGCUCGUCAUGACAGAGAACAAGCUGACGUUCUGUUAGUUUUUUUUUUGUUUUUGUUUUUUUAAUGAUGCAUAAGUCGGCAUUUUUAUCAGAGUUUUGAUAAAUAUUUCAUCAUAAUUCUGUUUACAUUUUAUGUUCUUUGGUGUCAGAGAAGGGCACAGGAUGAAAUAUGAAAAGCUGAUUAUUAACAACAAAUUCGAGAUCUUCUCAGGGUUCAGUUGCAUGUGUAUGUAAUAUUAGGCUCUGUCUACAUGUAUGCAGAUAUUUAUAUAAAUGGAUGUUUUCCUCUAAGUUUUGGCUUCUCGUCCACAUGCAGUUUUAGGUCACUAAAACUAGGUCACAGAGACUUUUUGAAAUGACUUCUAAGGUGCAGAUUUUUCAAAACAAUGGCGGACUACCAGUUUGGUAAAGUUUUGUUAGCACUGCUUGGUCUAAGGAUUACUUGAUAUAUACACUUAGCAUUGCUGCACUACUUCACGGAUGAACAGAGGCAUCUGCUGCACCCAGUGUUUUUGCUCCACCUCAGAGUCCACAGUUCAAAGUCCACCAUAAACAACGGUUUUGAAUCAGACCUGAUCGAACCAGCAGAUGGUGGGACACUUUCCAAAGUGGGAUGGUUGUCUAUGAGCUUUAGAAGGAAAACAUUUGCAUGUACAGAGCAUCACUUGUAUAUUGGAGUGAGCGCCUCCAUCCUUUAAUUGAAUAGCAAUCAACGGUGAUGAGAUCUUUAGCAGGAGUUUUAAAAAACAUGAUGUUGUCCUGUACACUUUACUACUUUUGUGAGGAGGAAGGCAGCUAACGCCGAGGAGCGUUAGGGGUGGUUUUUGCAUUUUAGUGUGGACAGAGAUAUUUUGUAAAAGGAAGGUCAUGUGGACAGAUUUAUUUUUUAAAACGGAGGGGGAAAAUUUCCUUUUUCAAAAAUAUCUAUACGAGUAGACGGGGCCUCAGUUUGUCUCUUAAAUUAUUAUUUUUUAUGUAAACAGGUUGCAGCAAUGGGCAUGAUUUUUGUUCUUAACACACCAAUACAGUACAUUUAUUCCACAUUUAAUUUGUUUGCUGGCAACAAAUUGUAACAUUGCUUUAUCAACAUUUUGUUACAAAAUCCAAACUGUGAUUCAUCUGCAUUGUCAUGUUUGAUAAAAAUACAUUAAAUGUAUUACUUUGUGGCUACAUUAA
Epinephelus lanceolatus (giant grouper) is the source of this 2653-nucleotide messenger RNA. Its product is annotated as solute carrier family 25 member 32-like. Gene Ontology annotation, biological process: nucleotide transport; transmembrane transport. Lineage: Eukaryota; Metazoa; Chordata; Actinopteri; Perciformes; Serranidae. The record is from RefSeq and is a predicted model, not a curated record.